Messenger RNA from Neomonachus schauinslandi (Hawaiian monk seal), 1049 nucleotides. It is a transcript of the gene IDH3G, whose product is annotated as isocitrate dehydrogenase (NAD(+)) 3 non-catalytic subunit gamma. Gene Ontology annotation, molecular function: oxidoreductase activity, acting on the CH-OH group of donors, NAD or NADP as acceptor; NAD binding; magnesium ion binding. The annotation marks the transcript as partial. The record is from RefSeq and is a predicted model, not a curated record. Gene Ontology annotation, cellular component: mitochondrion. Gene Ontology annotation, biological process: tricarboxylic acid cycle; isocitrate metabolic process. Lineage: Eukaryota; Metazoa; Chordata; Mammalia; Carnivora; Phocidae. The transcript is spliced from 9 exons.
GCACGCAUGUGUGCCGGUGGACUUUGAAGAGGUACACGUGAGCUCCAAUGCUGAUGAAGAGGACAUCCGCAACGCCAUCAUGGCCAUCCGUCGGAACCGUGUGGCCCUGAAGGGCAACAUCGAAACAAACCAUAACCUGCCACCAUCCCACAAAUCCCGAAACAACAUCCUUCGCACCAGCCUGGACCUCUAUGCCAAUGUCAUCCACUGUAAGAGCCUGCCAGGAGUGGUGACCCGGCACAGGGACAUAGAUAUCCUCAUUGUCCGGGAAAACACAGAGGGCGAGUACAGCAGCCUAGAACAUGAGAGUGUGGCUGGAGUGGUGGAGAGCCUGAAGAUCAUCACCAAGGCCAAGUCCCUGCGCAUUGCUGAAUAUGCCUUCAAACUGGCCCAGGAGAGUGGGCGCAAGAAAGUGACAGCCGUACACAAGGCCAACAUCAUGAAACUGGGCGACGGGCUGUUCCUCCAGUGCUGCAAGGAAGUUGCGGCCCGCUACCCCCAGAUCACCUUUGAGAAUAUGAUCGUGGACAACACCACCAUGCAGCUGGUGUCCCGGCCCCAGCAGUUCGAUGUCAUGGUGAUGCCCAAUCUCUAUGGUAACAUUGUCAACAAUGUCUGCGCGGGACUGGUCGGGGGCCCUGGCCUCGUCGCUGGGGCCAACUAUGGCCACGUGUACGCUGUGUUCGAGACGGCUACAAGGAACACGGGCAAGAGUAUCGCCAAUAAGAACAUUGCCAACCCCACAGCCACGCUGCUGGCAAGUUGCAUGAUGCUCGACCACCUCAAGCUCCAUUCCUAUGCCACGUCCAUCCGGAAGGCCGUGUUGGCGUCCAUGGACAACGAAAAUAUGCACACCCCAGACAUCGGGGGCCAAGGCACUACAUCGGAAGCCAUCCAGGACAUCAUCCGCCACAUCCGCAUCAUCAACGGCCGCGCCGUGGAGGCCUAGGCCGUCCCUGGGAGCGCCUCAGCGCACUCCCCCUGCCCACUCCCCGCACGCCGGCCAGUUUGGGUGGGCAGCCCCAGAAUAAAUCAGCUUCUGUCCCGGC